Messenger RNA from Boeremia exigua, 794 nucleotides. RefSeq lists its product as uncharacterized. The record is from RefSeq and is a predicted model, not a curated record. The transcript has a single exon. NCBI's taxonomy places the organism in Eukaryota, Fungi, Ascomycota, Dothideomycetes, Pleosporales, Didymellaceae. Bases 141 to 581 code for a protein of 146 amino acids.
CGCGGCGCUGUUGGGCGGAAAGGGGAACUAGAGCGUGUGCGACGGUGGCUUAACGGGGGCGCAACGGAAAAGUAGAUAGGCGUGAUGGGUAUGUACAUAGAAGCUGGACAUUCUAUCACUCAAUAGUAAUUGGAUAUCGCAUGACGACUUCUUCUUUCGCUGCCUCGCUGCCAUCAAAGAUCCGGGGAUUGUCUCGGUUGCUCUUGUUUCUUCUCACGUGUGCUGCUGGGAGGGGUCGUGGUGUAGCUGUUGCCGUGUGGCUCGCGCUUGUCCUUCUCUUCGUUUCAGAGUGUUUCGUCGCGGCUGUGCGGGCUUCCGGGGACCUGGUGCACGCUGACUCGCGACACGAGAAACAGACAGAAGGCUUGGUGCGGAGUGCUCGGUUCCGUGCUCCUUGCCGCAGAUCGCGGGUGUGGAGAUGGUCGUCGUCCGCUGCGGAGGUCCGAGUGCGGUGGUGUUCAGAUCAGUCGCAAAGUAGCUCUCAUCUUUCGUUCCUCAAAUCAGCGGCGCGAUUAUUCAUGUUCGUGGUUUGGGUUUUCGGGUUUUCUAUGGUGAUAGUUGGGACCUUCAGACUGUGGUGAUAGCGGAGACUUUUCGAGGUGACGAGGCUACAGGCUUCGUGGACGGAGGAAGUGGGUUGGUGGUUAGUAGGAUCUCGAGAAUCCGUACAGGCCAGGUGGUUACAAAGGUACAACCUUUGUUAAGACUUGUCAGUGGUGCAACAAUGCAUGGAGCGUAUACGCUGUGGUGGAGAGUCUCCACGGCAAUAGAGCCGUGGUCUCGCUAUUAUGAUA